AGCAGCUACCUCCUCCUCAUUACAGAUCAUUGGAAUAUUUGAUGAGGCACUUGAGUAAAGUUGCAGCUCAUGGUUUUCAGACUGGAAUGACCCCCAAAAAUGUUGCUAUUGUGUGGGCUCCUAAUUUAUUAAGAUCAAGGGAUAUAGAGAAUGGUGGUGUUGGAGCUUUGCAUGUUGUUACAAGCAGUACUGACAGAAUACCUCAUUAGAUAUACAGACAUCAUAUUCAGUGAAAAAAUGCCUAUUUUUCCUAGUCCUGUUCUUGGUGAAGAAACACCAAAAAAGACAAGACCUAAAUCUCUGGCAAUUUCAACCCCUACAAAGCUGUUAUCACUGGAAGAAGCUCGAUCAAGGGCAUUAACUUCUAACUUACCUGGAGAGCAACAGAAGUUUAUUGAUGUUGGUGGUGGUGAAGAAAAUUUGCCCAUAAAGUAUCAUACUGUGAUAGAACUUCCAGUGAGGCGAAGAUCAAUGGGCAAGGGCAAAAAAUCCCCUUCAGGCUGGCGGUCAUUUUUUUCAAGAGGUUGGCAUACCACUAGUGGGCGUCGAAAAAGUCGACGCUCCAGGACUGAGGGGCAGUCUGAAAGGCCGAAGAUUGGUAGUCCUAUCUUUUCAGAACAUUCACCUCUAAUCUUGCAGGAUAAGGCUGUUACAGAAUCUGAUGUUUUUCACACUGAUGCCAAAAAACUGAGGAGCGUUAAAAGUGCUGAGUCUCUAUUUCCUAUAUCUUCCAAUUUAUCCGAACAGAUAACUGACUAUGAGUUCACCCCUGUAGAUGAAAUUACUACAUCUCCUCCAGAAUCUGUUGAUUUCGAUAUAGCAAAAGAAAUAACUCCAUCAUCUUUUGCAAAAUCAACUUAUCAGAAACAUAUGCGCUCAACUUCUCAUGAUUCUUACUUUGAAAGACUUAUAGACUUCCAAAUGGAUGAUGAAUUAGAUUUGGAUGAAGAUUCAUUGCUUGAGAUGAAGCCAUUACAGAAACCUACUUCAGCUGUAAACCAGAUUCGGAGUUCAGCUGCGGAAGAAGACAUCUGCCAUGCUCAAAGUGCGAAAGAUUCAUUAGGAAGAAAUAAAACUGCGCACAAACAAAAACUUGUAAGCUUUGAUUCAGAAGCUUCGAGCCCCAAACUGCAAAAAUUGUCUUUGAAGCGUCUUUAUCACACCUUAAGUUCGCCACCGAUGGUGAAGAAAAAAGACUUUUCUAAAAAGGAAAAGAAUAAUGAGAACUCCGAAAAGCAGCCUUUAGUACAAAGUGAAUUAAUGAUAGUUGAUGACAAUUUAGCUUUGGAAAAAUGUAGAGCAUUGAAGCAAGGUGAUUCUAAGGUAGAAUUUCAGAAGAAUGAGGAGUCAGAUAUUGCUGAACAAACCUCUUUUUCUGAGCAAACUACAGUGCCUUUAAGAGAGUCUUUAACAUGUGUAUCUAAAUUGGAACAGGAAACGGAAUUAAGUGCAUUAUAUAAAAAAGAUUCAGUACCUGUAGAAAUUCAUAGAGAAUAUCAAGACUUGGAUAUGUCACAUGUAAAUGAAGAAGAAAAUUUUGAAAAACUAGAUCAACAAUCAAUGACAGUGUCAGAGUUUCAAAAUGCAAGCAUUCACGAUGAUGCUGAUGAUAAUGCAAUUAGUUUCUCAGUAGAAGCAACUAGAUCUGAUUCUGUUAGCCUCUCUCUUCUUUCAUUUGAUAAUGAUCAAGUCUUGUCGGUAGGUAAUUCGGCUAGUAAAGAUAAACAACUCGAACAUAGUGUAGGUCUUCAAAAUGGCUCUGUUACUCCCGAGUCUCCAACAGGUGACAAUGUUAGUGAAAUUCCUAGUAGUGCUGAUUCUGAAGCUGGUGAUAGUGCUAGUGAAUUAGGAAAAGAAGUAGCAAUUGGAUCAGUUGUGAAUGAAAUACAAAACAAUCACUUAUUUAAUAAUGCAAGCUGUUUAUGUGAAAGUGAUGAAAAGGAUGAUAAAAUAACAAAACAGGAUGAAAAUGCUGAAGAAAAAUUAGCCAACGAAACAGAACUGCUACAAAUAACAAAUAAUGUAAAUAUAACUUAUAAGCAGAAAGAAGGAACAGCGGCUAUAUUUUCUCCAGUGCCAUCAGAGAUUGGUAUCAGUCAGGACACCGAUAGGCAUUUAGCUCUUGACAGCAACUUCGUUGAAAAUAUAAUUUUAUCACCUCCUGAAAACUUUGUUGAUAAGAGUCCCACAGCAACAGUACAGAAACAAAAUGGUAACCUAGCGAGUAAAUUAGUUAAUGACAUAAAGACUUCAGCUAAGUCUCCAGGGCCAAGAUCGCUUGAAAGAAGUAUGACUGAAGUUCAUGAGAUUUGCCCAAAAUUUGUUUCUGGUAUUGCUGUAUCUGGGAGCUUAGGUCAUGAACUUUUUCGAGCGAACAGUGAAUUUGUGGAUUCGAGUUUACAAAAAAAGCGGAGUUGUAGCGACAAGUUAUCUCCUAUAUCACCCAUUGAAGAAUCCAGGAGGAAAUUUGAGUCUGAAAUAGGUCGACUGAUUGUUCGAGAUAGGCAAAUGAAACUUGAAAUGGAGCAGAUCAAAGCUGAGAGACAGAGGUAUAAAACAGAAAAAUCCUUUCCUGAAGUAGAUAAAAGUAGAUUAAAAAGUGAAAAGAAAUUUGUUGAUGCUUUAGAUUUUCGUAAAUCUCCAGUUAAAUCCUUUGAUAGUGAUAGAAAGAAGAUGGAUCAGGAUGACGUCUUGAAAAGCUUGCGAGAGACUGCUGAUGAUAAGAAAACAUCAGAGAUGGCAUUCACUCAUGGAUAUUCACGUUACAUAAGGAUGGAAAAUAAGCCUUCUGUUAAAGAAUUAUUGUCAAAAUUUGAAAGUCAUAAAAAACAAAGUGAUAUGUGUGAAAGAACUGACAGUGUAGCUUCACCUAAGCAAUCUCAAAGUGUCUUUUCUAAUGUUCAAGUGAUAAAUCAUAAUAUUCCUCUAACAUCUUCUAAAAGUUUGUCUUCAAAUUUUGCUGAUUCUAAUCAAAGUUGCAAAGACAAUCAGAUCUCACACACGAAGGAGCAUAUUUUUCAGACUGAAUGUGUAGUUAGAUUUCCUCAUCCUAAAGCUUCAUUCCUAACACAAGACUGGAAUAAAAAUGGGUCCAUUAAUAGUGAUACAUAUGAUUCUUUUGGGAGUAGGAGCUGGACUAGUGGACAGUGUGAUCAUCGUACAAAAGUGAAUAACUCCAGGACUGCAUUUUUGUCAUCAGAUAAUUUGAUGACAUCCUCUGUACAAUCCAACUCGUAUGGUAGUUUCAGUACUUCUCCAUUUGAAGGAUCAUCACCUCAAUCUCUGACAACAGAGCAGAAUAACAAAUCAAAGAGUGUAGAAUCUAAUUGGCUAUCUGAGCAGCUGUAUAGUGAAAAAUCUCAUCAGGCAGAUCCUACAGGUGGCAGUAAAAUGCAUCAAAAAUAUUCUGAAAGUGAUGAAAAUUCAUUUUUUAGCUUCCAACAAACUUAUACCAGACCGGGUAGUAUAACUUCAAAGAUGAGAACUGAAUUCUUGCAGCAAGGAAUUUCUCAACCUCUUUGUGAAAAUGGGAGAUCUGUGCUUGCACCAGAAAAAUUCAAUGCCUGUGAUGGAAGUCAUUACUCAAGGUCUUCAUUUGAGAGUAGAAAAAAAAAUUCUACAUCAAGACAAAGACCAAAAUCAGUGCCACCACCAGUCUGCAGGUUAUCAUUUGUGUCUUCAACUCCCUAUCCUCCUGCACAGCUUACUCAGACUAUAUCUGUUUCUAAACAAGCUGAAACUUCCCCUAAUAAUGUGCCAAAGACAUCAAGUGUGAACUUAAGUAAUGGUCAAGAGUCAUCUGAUACUAGUCAAACCUGUGGUCCCUCCAAACGCAUACGAGAUAGGGCAGCCAUUUUUGAACGAUCCUUGAGCUUCAGUGGUUAUGCGGAUAAAAAACCAUACUCAUCAUCCAAACACUCGCAAAAAGCUCAAGCAAAUUCAUAUGCAAGGUGAAUAUUUCUAAUAUGCCAAAGUGUUGCUACUUAAUAUAACUAAAAACUAUUUUUAUUUUCCACUUUUAAAGAUAAUAAAGUGUAUCAUCACUUAUCUAUGUUAAAAUUUAGCUGUUAUACAUGUUUCUGUGCUCAUUAAUGUUCUCUGUUUAUGUGAUGAGUAUAGUCUUUGAAAUAUAGGAUACUCGGUAACUGCUCACUGAAAUUAUUCUUUAAGCCUAUCUUGCUUAGAUGAAGUUUGGACCCUUGUAGAUUAUAGCUCUAUGUAUAUAUUGUAGUUAUUGAUUUAAAAAUAUCUUUUUAGAUAUGUGAAAAUCUUUAAAGCCAUUAAAAUGUAAAUGUUUUACUUAUAAUUGCCUUUUAAAAAAUUUAUUAAUAUUCACUCCUUAUAUACUUGGAAUAAAAACACUAUAUUUAAAUGAAAAGUACAAUUUUUUUUUCACACAUAAUUUAUUUUUUUAGAUAAAUCUAAAUUUGAAUGAAUUUGUUAAAUAAAUUUUUGCAUUAUUUUUAUUCAUUGUUCUUAAAAAUAAACAGUUCUUCAGUUUGAAGAAAUUCUAACGUAUCGUUGGGACCAUUUAAUUUUUCCAGUUUAUAAAUAUUUGAUAGAAGGUGUUUCUAAUAUUAACCUUAUCUAGCUAUUCAAAUUAAUUGCAGUUUUUGAUACUUCUUUCUCAUAAAUUAUGUUUUCAUGUUUGUAAAUGGAUAAAAUAGACUUCUAAGAAAAGUUUUAAAUUUUUCUGUGUUUUCCAUUGAUUUUACUUUGUUGAUACGAAUUUGUAAAAUCUAUUAAAUUAUCCACAUUUAAAUUAGGUUAUUUAUUUGUUUUAUAAUAUUUACCUAUUUUAAAAAUUUUACUCAUGUAAGAUUCAAAAAAAUUAAAAGGAAAAAAUGGAAAAUUUUUUGUUCCUUUUUUAACAUAAUUUGCAACUUAGGUAGGAGAACUUUGUUGUAUCUAAAUAUGUUAUUUCUUCUCUAGUUAAAGAAAUUCCUUUUGAAAUACCACCAGAGGAUAACUAAUAACAGGGAGAUUAAAAAUAUCUCUUGCAAAAUGGGCAUCCUGCAAUCUUCAUUUUUAAAAUAACUUUUUUUUUUUUUUUUUAAAUGACUGUGGGGAGAAACCUAAUUUUUUUUGCACAAAAUCAUUCUUUUAUUUUUAUCUACACUUAUAUGACUUUAAGGGCUUCCAAGAGCUAUAUUUCUUGCAUAGUAUUUCUAGUUAUGGAUGCUGAUGAAAUGGCAAAUAGUAUCUAUAAAAUUUCCCACUCUAGGCUUUAAAAUAUAGCUUAUAGAUUUUUUUUACAUAUAGCAUAACUGAAAUCUGCUAUAACCUCAGAUCUUCUUUCUUUAAAACGUGAAAAUUAAUUUCUGUACAAUGCUGUUGUAGGUAUUCUGCUACUGUUUGAAAAUUUUACAAAUUAAGCUAAAUAUGUGCAAAUUUUAGAAGCUUUAAUGUAUGCUAAGUCACUAGAGUUCGACAAUAAGCAAUUCAAAUCGGUGUUCAAAUGCUUGAAAUUGACUUACUGUCUUUCCUGCAUUUUGCAUGUAGAAUUAAUAUUAUAGCAUAUUAUUUUGGAUAGUGUUAAGGGAAAAAUACAUAAAUAAAUAUAAUUUAAUAUUUUUAUAGAGCUGAAUAUGCACAAGGCAUUUUUUUACUUGUAUUAUUCUGUAUUACAAUAUAUGUUUAAUAACAUGUAAUAUAUAAAUCUUAACACUACUACUGUGUAACAUUUUAGAAUUCUUAAUUAACCUUUUAGAGAACAUAAUUUAAACUAGCUUAAUUAAUAACUUUUUAUGUCUAAUCACAUAAUAAAAUAUCAUUGUGCUAAUUUUUAAUUAUGUAUUCAAUAAAAUACAUUGUA
This is a messenger RNA of Stegodyphus dumicola, 5815 nucleotides long. RefSeq lists its product as uncharacterized. Gene Ontology annotation, molecular function: phosphatidylinositol binding; protein binding; GTPase activator activity. Gene Ontology annotation, biological process: small GTPase-mediated signal transduction. The record is from RefSeq and is a predicted model, not a curated record. NCBI's taxonomy places the organism in Eukaryota, Metazoa, Arthropoda, Arachnida, Araneae, Eresidae.